GGAAAAGGAGAAUGAAUAUAGUUGGUGUGUUGCCAAGGAGCAUUGUGAGCGAUGGGAAGCAGUGGAGAAGUGGUUGGCAAAGAAGAGGUCAUCGCAAAAUUGAAAGACGAUGGCGACUUUGAUAGGCUUCGUUUGAAGAUCGUUCGCAAGCUCAAGGACAACGAAGAUUUACGACAGCAUAUUGCCUCAAUUGUGAAGCAGUCAGUGGCACUCAAUCGUGCUGGAGCGGAAAAUAUGAAACCUAGACAACUUUCUGAUGCCAUUUAUGAAGAAGUUGGUGAUAAAGUAAUGGGCCAGAUAUCGGAUAGUUUAUGGCAAAUAAUCCGAUCAGGUGAUGAUGGCAUGAAAAGUGAAAUCAUGGAAACAGUGCAAUCUGUCUAUGACAAAUUGGCGAAUCCGAAAGGGAAAGAUGAGGUUAUGUUGUCCACAUCUGAUGUUAUGCCAAUUCAGAGACAAGGGGAAACAGCUUCAGCUACUGAGAUGGAUGAUAAAUUGCAUGAAAAUGAGCCUGACGAGCCUCCAGGUUUCACUCUCUUGCAUAAUCAUCCAAAUAAUAACAAUCAUGAGGACCAGGAUAAAGGGAAGGUGCAGGUUCAGACGCAAGGAUUAACUGCAGAUUGCAAGGAUGAUUCCCAUCCAUCACCGGAUACAGUUGGUGAAGAUAAUGAUAAUGGCAAUGCGCCCCCUGGAUUUUCAAUGGAUGUGGAGCAAAAGCCACCUUCUGAUUGUAGUGAUGAAGACCCUGAGGUGCCUCCUGGUUUUGGUUGAUGAAUUCGAAGGUGUUUCAAUUUUUCUUCUGUUUGCAGCCACUUUUGUCGUUGGAUGUUACAGGUGUCAAAUUUUCUGCUUUUGAUUAUGAUGAACCAGCUAAAAACAAGUGACAAUCUGGAGGCCUCUUGACAACCCAAUCUAAUAUUGGAUGCAUUAUUUUUUCUGAUUGGCAUAAGGUCAACUAUUGCCUGUAAUUUUUGUAGGAAAUCAUCCCAAAUUUUUCUGACAUGGAUGCUGGACCUUCACAAUGAAUUUUGUUAAAAUCUAUUGACCAAUAGAGGUGCUCUUCAAUCAAGAGGUUGCAGUUUCAUCAUUUUUGUUGUUUUUGUAUGAAGAGGGUGAAUAUUAAAAUUGGUUCAAAGUUAUGAGAGUUUUUUUCAGUGUUUGUGAGAGUUCCUUAAGACCGAAAUAACGUGUUUCUUUGAGUGGUUUCUAUUUAUUUUCCACCACUUCCGUGUUCUUUCA
Messenger RNA from Cajanus cajan (pigeon pea), 1236 nucleotides. RefSeq lists its product as uncharacterized. The record is from RefSeq and is a predicted model, not a curated record. Lineage: Eukaryota; Viridiplantae; Streptophyta; Magnoliopsida; Fabales; Fabaceae.